Messenger RNA from Apodemus sylvaticus (European woodmouse), 1514 nucleotides. RefSeq names its product keratin 18 (gene Krt18). Gene Ontology annotation, biological process: intermediate filament cytoskeleton organization. The record is from RefSeq and is a predicted model, not a curated record. Gene Ontology annotation, cellular component: keratin filament. Bases 188 to 1459 code for a protein of 423 amino acids. The transcript is spliced from 7 exons. Lineage: Eukaryota; Metazoa; Chordata; Mammalia; Rodentia; Muridae. Gene Ontology annotation, molecular function: structural molecule activity.
AAGAAGGGUUGCGACCUGGUAGGUCACAGGAAUCCCGGUCUUGGCGCCCGCGGCUCCGGUAGCGGGGGCGGGGCCUGCUGGAGAGGUCCCCACCUCCUCCCUCGGAGAUAUAACAGGUCGAGGACUGCCACCCACCGCAGCGGAACUCCUGUCCUGGUCUCUCGCUUCGCUCUCCUCUCCAGACAAGAUGAGCUUCACCACCCGCUCCACCACCUUCUCUACCAACUACCGGUCCCUGGGCUCUGUGCGGACUCCCAGCCAGCGGGUCCGGCCUGCCAGCAGCGCAGCCAGCGUCUAUGCAGGUGCUGGGGGCUCUGGGUCCCGGAUAUCCGUGUCCCGCUCCGUCUGGGGUGGUUCUGUGGGGUCCGCAGGCCUGGCGGGAAUGGGUGGAAUCCAGACCGAGAAGGAGACCAUGCAAGACCUGAACGACCGCCUGGCCAGCUACCUAGACAAGGUGAAGAGCCUGGAGACUGAGAACAGGAGACUGGAGAGCAAAAUCCGGGAACAUCUGGAGAAGAAGGGGCCCCAGGGCGUCAGAGACUGGGGCCAUUACUUCAAGACCAUCGAAGACCUGAGGGCUCAGAUCUUUGCGAAUUCUGUGGACAAUGCCCGCAUCGUCCUGCAGAUCGACAAUGCCCGUCUUGCCGCUGAUGAUUUCAGAGUCAAGUAUGAGACAGAACUGGCCAUGCGCCAGUCUGUGGAGAGUGACAUCCAUGGACUCCGCAAGGUGGUGGAUGACACCAAUAUCACAAGGCUGCAGCUAGAGACAGAAAUCGAAGCGCUCAAGGAGGAACUGCUGUUCAUGAAGAAGAAUCAUGAGGAGGAAGUCCAAGGUCUGGAAGCCCAGAUUGCCAGAUCUGGGUUGACUGUGGAAGUGGAUGCUCCCAAAUCUCAGGACCUCAGCAAGAUCAUGGCGGACAUCCGUGCCCAGUAUGAAGAGCUGGCUCAGAAGAACCGCGAGGAACUAGACAAGUACUGGUCUCAGCAGAUUGAGGAGAGUACCACAGUGGUCACCACCAAGUCUGCCGAAAUCAGGGACGCUGAGAGCACACUCACGGAGCUGAGACGCACCCUCCAGACCUUGGAGAUUGACCUGGACUCCAUGAAAAACCAGAACAUCAACUUGGAGAACAGCCUUGGGGACGUGGAGGCCCGAUACAAGGCACAGAUGGAGCAGCUCAAUGCAGUCCUUCUGCACCUGGAGUCAGAGCUGGCACAAACUCGGGCAGAGGGGCAGCGCCAGACCCAGGAAUAUGAAGCUCUGUUGAACAUCAAGGUCAAACUUGAGGCGGAGAUAGCCACCUACCGCCGCUUGCUGGAGGAUGGAGAAGAUUUCAGUCUCAACGAUGCCCUGGACUCCAGCAACUCCAUGCAAACUGUGCAGAAGACAACUACUCGUAAGAUCGUGGAUGGCAAAGUGGUGUCCGAGACCAAUGACACCAGAGUUCUGAGGCACUGAGGCUGAGAAGGAGGGAACCCUUGGGGAUUGAGGGACCAAUAAAAGUUGAGAGCUU